AGGAGAUUUCGAGACUUCGAAACGUAUCUUAUGUUUAUUUAGUAUACAAAUUUACUACUAAUCUCGUCAUCAAGCCACGCAUUAUAUAUCAGAAUUAUAAUUAUAACAAGGAACCUUAAGGCGGCCAUAUUAUAAAUAAUUAAUACGUUAAAGGUUUCACGGGAUCACGAUGAUGUCACACGUUGACGACACGGAGGAUGUGGCGUUGGACUUCGCCAGUGAAGAAGACGCAGCUAAAUUGAGGCGCAGAAUCAGGCAUCCACUGGCCACGUUAUUCCAUUUACUUUUUAGAGUGCUCUCCAUAGUAGCCUAUUUAUUCUGUGGAUGGUUCAGUAAUAGUUUUAUUGCCUCUUUUGUCAUCAUAAUUGUGUUACUAUCAAUGGAUUUCUGGACAGUGAAAAACAUUACAGGUAGAUUGAUGGUUGGCUUGAGAUGGUGGAAUCAUGUUGACGAAGAUGGUAAAAGUCAUUGGGUCUUUGAAUCUAGAAAGAGUAAGACAAGAGAAACUAUAACAGAAUCCAGGAUAUUUUGGUUUGGAUUGAUUGUAUGUCCGGUUAUCUGGGUAGCUUUCUUGUUUGCAUCAUUAUUCAGUCUCAGUUUCAAGUGGUUUAUGGUUGUAAUUAUUGCAUUAGGGUUGACAGGAUCUAAUUUAUAUGGCUAUAUCAGAUGUAAAGUGGGAGCAAAGAAGAAACUCACAACAGUGGCAACAAGUUUUCUAGGAGCCCAACUAUUAAGGACGGCCACAACUGCCAUGACACCAGCUGAACAGAAAUAGAGAUACACAGUGGAGGAUGUGAACUAUAAUAUUUAUUAAAUUUAUACUUAAAUAAUACAGACAGCCUCCGAAAGUAGUGAUCUGAGCUUGUUGACAUUCACUUAGACCGCAUGGCAAUUCAUCUAGUCACAGAUGUCAACAAUAUAAGGAUUGACAGCUGGUGCAAAAUGCUGUAGUUUACGAAUAACUGAGACUUUAUUAAAAUUAUUUACUCUCAUACAUCAAAAAACAAUAUUUUCAAAAUAUUUGUGCUUUUUUUUAGAAUCGUGGUACAUUGCAGGUUUUAUAUCAUUGUCUAUUCUUUAUUCCAUAUUUUCAUCCGUUUAAACAAUUUGUGUAUAUUUAAUAUAAUAUUAAUUAUAAGGUGAAGCUGAGAAAGUGAAAUGCUUGUUUCUAUCCAAUGGGAAUUAUACCUACCUAUCAUUCCUAUAUGUACUGAUAAUACUUGUGUGCUUUAUGCAAUCUUUACAGUAGCUACCAUAUUUGUCAUUAGAAGCAAAUCAACUUAAGUUUUGGGUAUGUCUAUACUAAAAUUAAUUUUAAUGCAAUUUCUUUUGGUAUUUAAAUGCCUUUUUAUAAAUAGUUGAAAUUGUUGAUGUAAAUGAUUCAGGCAAUAGGCCAACAAUAAUAGUUUUACAUGCAUGUAAUUGUGCUUGUGAUGGAGUCAAAAUAAAACACUUUUUCAGCUUGGAGAACGGUGCGAUUCUAAGAGCAAAUACAGUAUUUUUAUUUUCAACUGUCGAAUAAAGUCAAAGAAGCUGCACA
Saccoglossus kowalevskii is the source of this 1540-nucleotide messenger RNA. Its product is annotated as Golgi apparatus membrane protein TVP23 homolog B-like. The record is from RefSeq and is a predicted model, not a curated record. Gene Ontology annotation, cellular component: Golgi membrane. Gene Ontology annotation, biological process: protein secretion; vesicle-mediated transport. Lineage: Eukaryota; Metazoa; Hemichordata; Enteropneusta; Harrimaniidae.